AUGUCGUUAGAUGAUGAACGCAGUAGUAUCAGUGACGUUGAAGAAGAUCAAGCAGUAUCAACACGUCUUGAUGAAGCUGAAGACUGUAGUAAUUCAAAUGUCGUGACAAAGUAUCGUCUCGCAGCUGAGAUUGCGCAAUCCGCUUUACAAGGUGUCUUAUCGCAAUUACAAGCGGGUAAAAAUGUGGUCGACUUGUGUCAAUUUAGUGAUUUAAUCAUUGCUCAACGAUGUGGUGUCAUUUUUAAGCACAAGAAGAUUGAAAAAGGAGUGGCGUUUCCAACGUGUAUUUCAAUUAAUGAAAUCAUUUGUCAUUAUUCCCCUCUAUGUAAUGAAAGUAUAAAGUUAAAAGCUGGGGAUUGGGUGAAAAUUGAUCUGGGAUGUCAUAUUGAUGGCUACAUUGCAGUCGUUGCGCAUACAGCUAUUGUCAUGGAGAAAGUAUCAGAGUCUGAGAUUGAUUCCAAGGAGAAGACAACAAGUGUGACUGCUCCUGCGACUGCUCCUGCUUGUUCGUUUCCAGUAUUAAAUGGAGAAGAAGCAAAUGUAUUUCAAUGUGCACAUGAUGCGAUUGCACUCUGUGCUCGAUUGAUUAAACCUGGUAAUACGAAUUUACAAGUAACGGAAGCACUUGCACGUUUAGAAGAAUCCUAUGGUGUCAAGAGUUUACAAGGUACUUUAAUGCAUCAAUUGAAACGAUUUGUGAUUGAUGGAAAUAAGAUGAUUGCUCAGAAAAUGGAUGUGGAAAAUCGGACCCCCAAGGUGGUUUUUGAACCGAAUGAAGUCUAUACAAUUGAUGUGUGCUACACGACAGGAAGUGAAAAACCAGUCACUAGUGAACGUCGAACAACGGUGUUUAAACGUCAAGUGGAGAAACAAUAUCGAUUGAAAAUGAAAGCAUCGCGGUAUGUGUUUAAAGAGAUUAACAAGAAAUUCCCGACACUACCAUUUACGAUUCGUGCUUUUGACGAUGAAACCCAAGCUCGAAUGGGUGUCGUCGAGUGUGUCAAGCAUGAUCUCUUACAGGCGUAUCCGAUUCUAGAAGCUCGUCCUGGUGAUAAGGUGGUACACUUUAAGGUCACUGUACUACUAUUGCCUAGUGGUACGACCAAGAUCACGGGACUUGCGUUCCCAAGUGACCGUAUUCACUCGGACAAGACUGUGGAUGAGGAGACGGCCAAGAUUCUUGCUUUAUCUUUGAAGAAGAAGAACAAGAAGAAGAAGAAAAAGACCACUGCGUAA
Peronospora belbahrii is the source of this 1236-nucleotide messenger RNA. NCBI's taxonomy places the organism in Eukaryota, Oomycota, Peronosporomycetes, Peronosporales, Peronosporaceae. The record is from the annotation of a GenBank genome assembly.